This is a messenger RNA of Chlamydomonas reinhardtii, 2399 nucleotides long. RefSeq lists its product as uncharacterized. Gene Ontology annotation, cellular component: cytoplasm; cytosol. Gene Ontology annotation, molecular function: Hsp70 protein binding; ATP binding. Lineage: Eukaryota; Viridiplantae; Chlorophyta; Chlorophyceae; Chlamydomonadales; Chlamydomonadaceae. The record is from RefSeq and is a predicted model, not a curated record. The transcript has 7 exons. Gene Ontology annotation, biological process: protein refolding; response to heat. Bases 186 to 1538 code for a protein of 450 amino acids.
GUGCAUAGCACCCGGACACAGGCGAGGGGCACAGGUCUCGCGAAACGGCAGGGCUUCGCGGCGCUUCUAGGGCCGAGGCGCGGCCCAUUCCCUCGGGACCUCAGCCCAAACAUCGACCCUGAGCACUAACAGGUGUCCUGCAAAGUCACGUACUUAAGUUGCAUUUAGAAUCGUAAAGUAUAACAAUGUUUGGAGGGUUCCCGUUCGGCGGGAUGGGCGGUAUGCCCGGGGGCUUUGGAGAAAUGCCAGGCGGUGGCCGCGGGGGCCCAGCAGCAGGGCCUAAGAAGAGCAACAACAGCCGCUACUAUGAGCUGCUGGGCGUUAGCAAGGAUGCAGACCCUGAUGAGAUCAAGAAGGCGCACAGGAAGCUGGCUUUGAAGCUGCACCCCGACAAGGGCGGCGACCCUGAUAAGUUCAAGGAGAUCAACGAGGCCUACGACGUGCUAAAAGACCCCAAGAAGAGGGAAAUUUACGACCAGUAUGGCGAGGACGCUAUCAAGGAGGGCAUGGGCAACGCUGGCGGCCACGGCGGUGGCAUGUCCGACCUGUUCGAGCAGAUGUUCGGUAUGGGCGGAGGCGGAGGUGGACGCCGGCAGCGCGAGCGCAAGAGCGAGGAUGUGGUGCACAAGCUGCAGGUCCCGCUCGAGGACCUUUACGCGGGCGGCACCAAGAAGCUGUCCAUGUCGCGGCAGCUGCCUUGCGACGGCUGCAAGGGCUCCGGCUCCAAGUCCGGAAAGCGCUACGAGUGCAACACCUGCCAAGGCACGGGUGUGCAGGUGCACCUGCGCCCGCUGGGCCCGGGCAUGAUGCAGCAGAUCCAGUCGCGCUGCUCGGGCUGCGCCGGCUCCGGAUACAACUGCCCACCCAGUGACUCCUGCACGGCCUGCAAGGGCAAGUGCUUGGUGUCUGACAAGAAGACGUUCGAGGUGCACAUCGAGCCGGGCAUGAAGCACGGCAGCCGCAUCGUGCUGCGCGGCGAGGCGGGCUGCACGGAGCCGGGCCUGGCGCCCGGCGACAUCAUCCUGGUGAUCGUGCAGAAGGAGCACGACGUGUUCCAGCGCGCGGGCGUGGACCUGGUGAUGGAGCGGCACAUCUCGCUGCGCGAGGCGCUCACGGGCUGCACCUUCAACUUCAAGCACCUGGACGGCCGCUUGCUGCGCGUGACCAUCCCCGAGGGCGAGGUGAUCAAGCCCGGGACAUUCAAGUGCCUGCCGGACGAGGGCAUGCCCUUCCAGGGCCGGCCAUUCAUGAAGGGCAACAUGUACGUGCGCUUCAACGUGGACUUCCCCGAGUCCGUCACGUCGGCACAGGCCGCCGCCAUUCGCGGCGCGCUGCCGGCGGCGGCGUCGCAAAACAACGGCGCGGCCAUGGACACGGACGAGGCGGAGGAGGUGCACCGCAUCACCAACGUGGCCGACAUUGAGCAGGAGCUCAAGAGCCGUGUGAACGUGGGCAAGAGCGCGGGCGCCAGCUACGAGUCGGAUGACGAUGACGACGACAUGCCGCGCGGGCAACGCGUGCAGUGCGCGCAGCAGUAAAGCGCGCGGCUGUCGCGGCGCGGUGCUGCGGAGCAGGAGCAGGGGGAGGGGGCGGGUAGGUGCAGGUGGGCGGUGGACGAGUGGUGCAGGCGCGCGGCGGAGGGAGGGAGACCUCAGCGCCCAUCCACCGGGCGCUGUGGCGGGCUGCGGUCGUCGCCUGCUGUCGAGCGUUGCGUAGGGUGCUGGGCUGGCCCUGGUGGAGUGCGCGGGGUGGUUCGUGGUGCCAUCCUGUUGCAUAAGGGCUGAACUUCAAACCCUACUACAGAGGAUGGCCUGGUCGGUCGGGCCUAGGGUCUAGUCAAGGGGUCAACAGGGGAGCUACCGGGUAGUAGUGUGCGGCAGGAGGUGCACCGCCAGGACGCGGGGCGCGGUAUCGGCAGGCGCACAGCUGGCGUGAUGCUCUCGCGUAGCCGGCGGGCCUGCCAGCCGCGUGUGUGAGUAGACUGCUGUCCAGAAACUUAUGAGCGCCCGUGUGCGCUUUACGCAUUAGGUGUGGGUUUAGCGUGUUGCCGUGCGGUGCUGCGGUCGGCACGGUCGGUGCAAUUCACAAGUCGUGUGGACGCGUUGUGCGCGCGCACGUGCAGGUCUGUGGACAUGAACGCGAGAGGUGCCGGUGCAAGGGGCAUCCUGGCACACAAGAGAGACGAGUGAGCUUGGCACCUGGGGCACGGUUAGUAAGACCGAGGGAGACUGUGGGAAGCCAUUGAGGCAGCUAGGGAGUUCUGGAAUGCGGGAGGGAGGCAUAUGUAAAUCGAGCUUCUGUACUUCUGUUACGCGGCGUUGGCGAGAGCCACGAAUGGCAUUAAUACCGUGGGGGCAUAUCGCACCCGUGGAGCGCACUGUACUUCUGUUACACAGGAU